AUGUCGCAAACUCGCACUGUUAUCGUUGUUGGCGGCCAUAGCGUCACUGUAUUUGACCAACAUGAUUAUAUACAGUCGAAAUACGACCCCGAACACCACCCUAAUGGCCAAAUAGCGUCGGUUGAUCACAACAAGAUUCUACGACCAUCGUAUGGGGCCAAAAUACACUACCAAAGAUUAGCACUCGAGAGUCGCGAGGAGUGGCUGAAAAUAAACAAGGACAGCGGCAGCGAAUUGUUUGUUGGGUGUGGCAUGCUCCGCGCCCAGCCAUCUGCCCAUCUAGGGGCGCUGGAGAAGGAAACCCUGGCCAACAUGGAGAGAGAUGGACUUCGCGACACCCAGUUUGUGAAGAGCAAUACUGAUGACCGCCAGCGAGCUGCCGACCGUGGCUGGCAGAACAAACUAUUGGAUUUCAACAUCCCUGGCGAGGAUGCUAGCUGUCACUUCGAAGCGGUGCUCGAUUCCCUUUCUGGUUUUGUUAAGUGCAGUGAAGCCUGCGCCUACCUUCUGGGCAAGGCCCUUUCUGAGGGAGUAAAUUUUGUGGUUGGAGCUGACGCUGGAAGCUUUCAAUCAUUGGCUAUCGAGGGAGGGUCGAGUGAUGCUGGUAGAAACGGGAGGAAGGUUGUGGGCAUCAAGACAGGCGAUGGAAUUGUCCACUACAGCGACACUGUCAUCAUUGCUGGUAAGAUUGCCCCAUUACAAUGGAACGUCGAUUUAGCUAAGGAUGUGCAACUAGCCGGGUCAUUCUCAACUCAGAUUCUGCCAGACCUAUCAUACCACCUCGAGUCCUCGGCUGGCAGUGUAGCGACCUUCAAGAUUGACGAUACGGAAACUGAUUUGUGGAACAAGUAUGCUCCGGAUAGAUUCCCCGUACUGACGUGGAAGAGCGCCCCUCGAGAUCAUAAUGGGAAAGACACAGGUAGCGUCUACGUGUUCCCUAGGACUGAGGAUGGGCUCAUCAAGAUUGGGUACCGAGGCAUCAAGUUUACGAAUUUUGUGCCCGCGCCUCAGGGGACAGCUUUUACACAGGAUGGCAAGUGGUCAAUUCCACUUCCAUCUGCCCGGUCCAAGUCGCUCCCCGAGCCUGCCACUGAAGCUAUUCGCCAAUUCGUGUCCAUCUUCCUGCCUGAAUUUGCCAACAGACCAUUCAAUUCCACGAAAUUCUGCUGGUACACGGAUACCCUUGACAAUUCGUUUCUGAUUGAUUAUGUCCCGUCAUAUGACGAUCAGUCCUUGUUCGUUUGCACGGGUGGGAGUGGACAUGGAGCCAAAUUUCUCCCUGUCCUUGGAAAGCAUGCUGCCGACAUUUUCGAACACGGGUCCCAGAGUACCUCGUACAUGUACCCUCAUUGGCGGUGGCGAGAGGACAAGUUGAGGGGAAAUGGGCUGGAGGAGGGGCCUACAGGACCCAGGGAUUUGCAGGGGCAGGGUCAUUCCAGCCCGUAA
Messenger RNA from Clonostachys solani, 1446 nucleotides. NCBI's taxonomy places the organism in Eukaryota, Fungi, Ascomycota, Sordariomycetes, Hypocreales, Bionectriaceae. The record is from the annotation of a GenBank genome assembly.